This is a messenger RNA of Bactrocera tryoni, 5075 nucleotides long. It is a transcript of the gene Cpr76Bd, whose product is annotated as mucin-17. The record is from RefSeq and is a predicted model, not a curated record. NCBI's taxonomy places the organism in Eukaryota, Metazoa, Arthropoda, Insecta, Diptera, Tephritidae. The coding region runs from base 1 to 4956 and encodes 1651 amino acids. The transcript has 6 exons.
AUGAAGGUAGCAUUAGCAUUAUUGUGCCUUUGUAGCACAGUGUGGGCUAGUACGAAACCAAUUGCGAUUCCAGAUUGUAUACUCGCUGCAUCCGACGGCUAUGCUUAUCCACCACCAAAAGUCCAGCUGUCAGUGACUCCUGCCAGAGCUAAAUAUAAAUUAUCAAGUCAAUCAGAUGGCGGAUAUAUAAAUAUUGAUUCGGUAAAAUCCUCCGAAUCAUACUACGAGAGUGGAGCUGCAAUAAAAGAGGGAGGUAUUACAUAUGCAGACCAACCGCUCAAAACGCCGGGUAUUUUACAACCCCAAAUUGCUAUUUCAAAAACCGUUCUUCUACCGCCAAAGGUGGAAACGAUCUCUAAUGCAUAUUUACCGCCAGCCGCUAAUGUCGUGCCAAAACUUGCAUUAACUUCACCGGGGUUAUCCGAAUCUUAUCCCACAUUACCCAAUAUACAGUUACAAAGUUUGUCUGCGCCAACUAUUUCAAAGAGUGCUGCAUAUGAGUCAUCUGGUUAUUCUUACUAUCAGUCCAGCCCAACAAUUUCGAAAACCACUGCGUAUGUUAAUCCACUACAGGCUGGGCCUAUAAGAUCAUAUGCACCUGCAAUAUCCUAUAGUGCUCCAUACACACAAAAAUUAGGAAAUGCAUUAGCCUCGGUAUCAUUAACAAAAUUGGAGGGUAACUUGUUGGCCGAAAAAACGUCCACUCCACUUGGCUCCUACUCGUACGCGCCGAAUCUUGCAAGCACAUAUAUUUCAACCGCACCGUCUUCAGCAGGAUAUCAAUCCCAAUAUCUAACAUCUUCCGAAGAUUUAUCUAAAUAUAGCACAAGUGGUGGAAUUUCUCACCAAUAUGUUUCGAAACCUAUUCAACGAAUUAGCGUCGGCCUUCCGGCUCUACCUAAAAUCUCUACAGUUGUAGCACCAGCAGUCUCUAAAGUGCAAACUUACGUCGCACCAGCAGUUCUCUCUAGCGCCGGUGUCUCAAAGUACGGAACAAGUGGUGCCUAUUCGCAUCAACAGAUCUCACAGCCAGUGCAAUCUACAUCGUAUGUGACAGGAAUAGGCGCACCAGCAACACCGUUAGUAGCGCCGGCAGUAACGUCGAUAGGUUACGCAACCCCAUCCAUUUCAUCCAUUCAUUCAGGAUCUCAGUCUGUAAAGUAUGCAAGUGGUGGCGCAGUUUCGCACCAAUAUGUUUCAAAACCGUUACAAAUAGCAAGCAACCAGGCCGCACCUAUAGCCACAGUUGGCACUGUUGCUAUUCCAGCUCUAUCAAAAGUCGAAGCUUACGCUGCACCCACAGUAACAAAAUAUCCUUCUAGAAUUGGAAUUUCUAAACUUGGCGGUUAUGGAGCCUCUACUAUUACACAAUAUACUUCAGGUCAUGGAAUUUCUAGCGGUGCAAUUUCCCAUCAGCAAGUUUCUAAACCUUUACAGCCACUUACUUACUCAGCUCCGGCGAUCUCAAAAGUUGCCUUGGUGGCACCAGUCGUUACACCGGCUGUUACACAAUACUCAACAGGCUCCGGUUUAUCAUCUAUACAUUCAGGAUCACAAUCUGUAAAAUAUUCCGGUGGUGGCGCAGUUUCGCAUCAGUAUGUCUCGAAACCUGUACAGACAGUGAGCUAUGCUGCUGCACCAAUUGCGAAAAUCCCGACUGCUAGCAUUCCGGUUCUCAGUAAAGUUGAAACUUAUGCCUCGCCCUCUAUUACUCAGUAUACGUCUGGUUUGGGAGUUUCCAAAUAUGGCAGCUAUGCAGCACCCACUAUUUCUCAGAUUUCUUCAGGUCACGGACUUUCUAGUGGCGCCAUCUCUCAUCAAGAAGUCAUUAGACCGGUGCAAACACUAACUUACACCGCACCUGCAGCACCCAAACUUUCUGUCAUUAAACCUAUUUUACAACCAGCACUAACUUCUAUUCCAACGGGCGCUCAAUCUGUCAAGUAUGAAAACAGUGGUGCGGUUUCGCACCAAUAUGUUUCGAAGCCAUUAAAUACUGUAAAUUAUGUCGCAACGCCAGUAGCUAAAGUGCCGCCGGUAGCGGUUCCGGCUAUUGCCGUCCCCUCUCUCACCCAAUAUUCAUCUAGUCAAGGCUUGUCGAAAUCUAUUAACUAUGCAACUCCAGCUGUAACAUCUAUUAGCGGUGGCAGUUAUGCUUCUUACGGUUCGUCCGGUGCUAUAUCGCACCAGCACGUUUCCAAGCCUGUACAAUCAGUUACUUAUUCAGCUCCUUCAAUAACUAAGAUCUCUGCAGCGGCACCAGCUGUAACACCUGUUUUAACACAAUAUGCUUCGGGCCCUGGAUUAACUUCAGUACACACAGGUUCACAAUCGGUCAAAUACGAAAGUGGUGGCGCUGUCUCACAUCAAUAUGUAUCCAAACCAGUGCAAACAGUGAGCUAUGCACCUGCCCCAAUUGCAAAAGCACCUACGCUUGCCGUUCCAGCAAUAGCUAAAGUGGCCACUUAUGCGACUCCUGCCGUAACACAAUACUCAUCAGGCCAUGGCAUAUCAAGCGGCGCUAUUUCACAUCAAUACGUUUCGAAACCCAUUCAACCAUUAACGUAUUCUGCUCCAGCUAUUUCAAAGGUUGCUACCGGGAUAUCAUCUGUUACUCCUAUUGUGGCCCAAUACCCAUCGGGCUCGGGCCUAACAUCUUUAAGUUCCGUUGCUGCCGUGGCGCCUGUUGUAGCGCCGACUCUCACCCAAUACACUUCCGGGUCGGGCUUAACGUCUGUACAUUCGGGAUUACAGUCAGUGAAAUACGCAAGUGGUGGUGCAGUUUCACAUCAGUAUGUAUCCCAGCCUGUGAAAACUGUAGGUUAUGCGUCAGCACCUGUGGCAAAAAUAGCGACGGUUGCUGCCCCUGCCAUUGCUAUACCUGCCGUUGCAAAAGUGGGAGUCUACGCCGCACCUGCUACUACGCAAUAUUCUUCAGGUCUCGGAAUCUCUAGUGGAGCUAUUUCACAUCAACAUGUUUCCAAGCCCCUGCAACCGCUGACAUAUGCAAGCCCAGCAAUAACUAAAGUCGCCGCCGUGGCACCUAUUAUAAGCCCAGCACUCACCCAAUACUCUUCAGGGUCAGGCUUAACGUCUGUACAUUCGGGAUUACAGUCAGUGAAAUACGCAAGUGGUGGUGCAGUUUCACAUCAGUAUGUAUCCCAGCCUGUGAAAACUGUAGGUUAUGCGUCAGCACCUGUGGCGAAAGUAGCUGCAGUCGCUGCUCCUGCCAUUGCUAUACCUGCCGUAGGAAAGGUUGGAGUAUACAGCGCACCUACUAUCACGCAAUAUUCAACCGGUCUCGGUAUAACAAGUGGAGCUGUGUCACAACCCUUGACUUAUGCGUCCCCAGCAAUAACUAAAGUCGCCGCCGUAGCGCCUAUAGUUACGCCAGCUCUUACCCAAUAUUCUUCAGGCUCAGGUUCACAGUCCGUCAAAUAUGCAAGUGGUGGCGCAGUUUCUCACCAGUACGUGUCGAAACCUGUUGUAAGUUAUGGACCAGCACCCGUGGCAAAAGUAGCAGCAGUUGCUGUUCCCUCCGUUGCAAAGGUAGGCGUUUACGCUUCACCUGCAAUUACCCAAUAUUCUUCUGGAUUAGGAGUAUCACAAGCUGGCUACAGCUACGGCACGGCUCCCGCAGCUGCAACCAUACAACUUGCCAGUCCGUCUAUUAAAUCGAUACAGUCGGGUUCACAAUCUCUAAACUACGCUAGUGGAGGCGCUAUUUCACACCAACAAGUUUCAAAGCCGGCACAAUCUCUGCUGUUCGCCACACAAGCUGCAACAUUGACAACCCCAGCUAAAGGUUAUCUCGCGCCUGCACUCAGUAUAACAAAACCAUCAGCAUAUCCAGCUCCUGGCGUAACCUCUAUCCAAUCAAGUACUGGUUUUGCAAAAUAUGGCUCCAGCGGCUCAUUUUCACAACAAUACGUCUCCAGACAACCCAUACUACAAUCGGGGUCCAGCGUCACGAUAAGCAACGUUAACGCAUACACAGCACCCUCCACCGCGACAGUGGUAACUAGUCCUGCGAUAGCUAAAGUAGCAACUUAUGCCGCACCUGCCUUAACAUCAACGAUCCAUACAAGUACCGGCUUAGGUGGAUUAUCCACAAGUGGUGCGACAUCCACUCAAUACUCCGGUAUAUCUUCCAAAACAGGUAUAGCUGGACUAACCCUAACUUCACCGGAUUUAGGUUUGGGUAAAUAUUUAUCCAAUGGCGUGGUCCUACAACAGCAGCAAAUUCCAAUCGCAACCAGUUUGGCACAUUCGCUUUCUGGCAAAUCUAGCUACCGUUAUUCCGCUUUAACACCGCUUAGCUCAAUUGGCUAUUCCCCCGCUCCCAUAGCGCAUGGUUCAUACUAUGGAGCGAUCGCUUUAGGACACAGCGGUCUAUCACCAAUUUUGAAACUAGAUGGUUCGGGACCAAGUGCUUUGCAUGGACUCGGGGGUAAUUUAGGUAUUUCGACAUUGAAAUUAGGAACCCAACCAGCCUUGCCACUUUUAAAGAGCCAAGGAGAAAUACUUAAUGGCUAUGCACAUGGAAUUGGCGGCAUUGGACCGUUAGGCGGUGGACUCUACAGAUAUGCACCAUCAGUAUCGCCUCUACUGACGCAGAGCGCCAGUCCCACAGCGUACUUAAAAGCCCAACCGACACUCAAAAUACAACCAGCUGUUAUUAAAACGAUUCCAGAAAAGCACUACGAACAUUAUAGUGAUCAUGCAAGAUACGCCUUCGAGUAUGGUGUCAACGAUCCUUAUACCGGCGAUAUCAAACAUCAAAAGGAAGAGCGUGACGGUGAUGUUGUAAAAGGUGAAUACUCUCUGGUGGAACCCGAUGGCAAUGUUCGUACAGUCAAAUACUAUGCCGAUUGGGAGACUGGAUUCCAUGCUGAAGUCAUUAAUAGUCGAGAUUCCGCAAAAUUAGUCACAAAACGGAGUUCACCGAAAUCGUGAAUAAUUGUUAAGAUAAAUGAAUGAAAUUUAGUUAAAUACACUCAUCAUCAUUUUGUAUCAUCUUUUACGUAUUUGUAGUUAGUUUAAAGGAAAUAUGAAAGGACUUUGCAACGCAUAGC